UGUGCACGGAGGUCCACGAGAAAGCGAGAGUUAUUGGGGGAAAGGGGGCGGCCCCCACUGAAAAAAGAGUUUCCUUCCGGAGAGGUUGUUCAGGCGGAGUCUGUGUUUCAGCUCUCUCCACCGCGUUCCAGCGGCUGUCCCGGUGGGGGCUGCUGCUAUUGCUCUCUCCUGAGUGAGGCGCUCAGAAACCGCCGGCGGCCCUGAGGGAGCGGGAUGAGCGGCGAGCGGAGGCUGCCUUCCAGGCUACGGCGGCGGUCGCCGCUUCUUCUUCUUCUUCCUUCUGCCGCCCUUCUUUGGAGGAGGCUGAGCAGUGGGAGGAACGGGGAGGGACCAGCACCGCGGCGCUGACAAGGUGCUGCCAGCAAAGCCCGACGGUGCACGGGCCGGUUUCCCUCUUAGAGCUGCCCGCCGCCGGUGAGAGAGAAGUUUCACUGGGAGCAACAGCCCGAAGCCGCCGCUGCGGCGCAAAGCGGCCACGCCUUCGGGGUCUGGAAGUGUGACGAGCAAGAGGCGGAGGCGGCGGGACCCGCAGCUCGGUGGGCGUCUCCUUGCGGGAGGGACCCUGCUCGCUGGCCGCCCCAGCCCGUGCCCACCACCAUGGCAGCGCGGUCCCGGCGCCCCUGGCUCAGCGUGAUGUUGGGGUUGGUGCUGGGCUUCACCGUCGCCUCCUGGCUCAUCGCCCCUAAAGUGGCCGAGCUGAGUGAGAGGAAGAGGCGAGGCGGUGGCAGCAGCGGCGGCUCCUCCAGUGUCGGCGGCGGCGGCGGCAGCAACAACCUCUGCUCUUUCUACGGCCGCGCGGCUGAGCUGCCCGGGGGCCAAGGGCAGCUGCAACCUGAGGAGGCGGCGGCCGCUGGAGGGCUUGGGGGCGCCAGCCUUAGGAGCAGCCCGUGGGAGAGGGAGCAGCCGCCGCCGCCGCCCGCUGCGGAGGAAGAGCCCGUGCCUAGUCUCGCUGUUGCGGCUGCUGGAGAAGGAGCCCCGCAGGAAGAGGAGGAGGAAAAAGGCGCCGGCCGCCACGGCAGCGGCAGCAACCACAACGGCAGCGGGGACUAUGCAGGCGCCCGGGGCUGCGCCAAGACCCGCCACUUUCUCUACGUGGGGGUGAUGACCGCCCAGAAGUACCUGGGCAGCCGAGCGCUGGCUGUGCAGCGGACUUGGGCGCGCUCCAUCUCCGGCCGGGUGGAGUUCUUUUCCAGCCAGGGCUCGCUCCCUCCGCCUGCUCUGCCCGGGGAGCAGCCCCUACCAGUCGUCGCCUUGCCCGGAGUGGACGACUCGUACCCGCCGCAGAAGAAGUCUUUCAUGAUGCUCAAGUAUAUGCACGACCACUACCUGGACACGUACGAGUGGUUCAUGCGGGCGGACGACGACGUCUACAUUAAAGGAGAAAAAUUGGAGGAGUUCCUUAGAUCACUGAACAGCAGUAAACCUCUCUACUUGGGGCAGACAGGACUGGGAAAUAUUGAAGAACUUGGAAAACUGGGUCUUGAGCCAGGAGAGAACUUCUGCAUGGGCGGGCCUGGAAUGAUUUUCAGCCGUGAAGUUCUCAGGAGAAUGGUGCCACACAUAGGAGAAUGUCUUCGAGAAAUGUACACGACGCAUGAGGAUGUAGAAGUGGGCCGAUGUGUUCGGCGGUUUGGUGGAACUCAGUGCGUCUGGUCUUAUGAGAUGCAGCAGUUGUUUCAUGAAAAUUAUGAACACAACCGGAAGGGGUACAUACAGGAUCUUCAUAACAGCAAAAUUCACACAGCAAUUACGCUUCAUCCAAAUAAAAGGCCAGCCUAUCAGUAUAGGCUUCACAAUUACAUAUUGGCCCGUAAGAUUUCAGAAUUGCGUUACCACACCAUCCAGCUCCACAGGGAAAGUUGCCUCAUGAGCAAACUCAGUAAUGGUGAAAUUAGCAAAGAUGAUCAGCUUCUGGGAAUGAUGCCAUCUUUCAACCGCUUCCAGCCACAUGAUAGGAAUGAAGUCAUUGAAUGGGAGUUUCUGACUGGAAAGCUCCUUUAUUCGAUGGCUGAGAACCAACCACCCAGACAGAGCAUUAAUAGCAUCUUGCGAGCAGCAUUGGAUGACACUGUAAUGCAGGUAAUGGAAAUGAUCAAUGAGAAUUCCAAAUCUAGAGGAAGGCUUAUUGACUUCAAUGAAAUACAGUAUGGGUACCGCAGGGUUGACCCUCUGCAUGGCGUGGAAUACAUUCUGGAUUUGCUCCUUUUAUAUAAAAGGCACAAAGGAAGAAAAGUUACUGUUCCAGUUCGACGACAUGCCUAUCUUCAACAAUUAUUUAGUAAACCCUUUUUCAAAGAGGAAGAAGAACUGGAUGUAAGAAAUAUUUUACAAAAUGUUAACACUGACAUACAGUCUUUCUCUUUCCUUUCUAAUUCCUUGAAGAUUUUUUCAUCAUUCCAAAGCAUCAAAGAUAUAGGGACUAGUAGUGACAAGAAGAUUCACAUUCUUGUCCCUCUCACCGGGAGAUAUGAUAUUUUCCUAAGAUUUAUGGAGAACUUUGAGAAGACUUGCCUUAUCACCAAGCAGAAUGUAAAGCUGGCAGUAAUUCUUUUCAGCUCUGAUUCUGGUCAGGAUUCCAGUAAACACAUAGAGCUGAUUAAUGACUAUCAUAAUAAGUAUCCUAUGGCAGACAUGACCAUUAUCCCAAUGACAGGAGUUUUUUCUAGAGGUUUAGGACUUGAAAUGGCCUCCUCUCAAUUUGAUAAUGACACUUUGCUGCUAUUCUGUGAUGUUGAUCUGAUAUUUACCCCAGAUUUUCUUCAGCGGUGUAGAGCUAACACCAUUCAAGGACAGCAGGUUUAUUACCCUAUUAUUUUCAGUCAGUAUGAUCCCAAGGUAACAUAUGGGGGCAGCCCUCCAGUGGACAGUCACUUUGUUUUUACAAAGAAAACUGGAUUUUGGAGAGACUAUGGGUUUGGAAUCACUUGUAUUUACAAAAGUGACCUUGUGAAUGCUGGUGGAUUUGAUACCUCAAUUCAAGGUUGGGGACUUGAGGAUGUAGACCUCUUUACUAAAGUAAUAACUUCUGGACUGAAAGCAUUUAGAAGCCAAGAGGUGGGAGUUGUACAUGUUUUUCAUCCAGUUCUUUGUGAUCCCAAUCUAGAUCCUAAACAAUACAAGAUGUGUUUGGGGUCCAAAGCAAGUACAUUUGCCUCUGCCAUACAACUAGCUGAAAUAUGGCUAGAAAAACAUUUAGGUGUCAGGUAUAAUCGAACUCUCUCCUGACAUUUUAACUUACUCUGCCUUCCUAGGGGAGAAUACCUCACUACUUUGUUUUGCUGUCACAUUCUCAAACUCCUCUUUGUCUUCCAAAGGAUGUGUGUUUGACCUCAAAAUAACAGAGUCUGCUGUCAGGAAAUACAAAUUCCUACUGAACUCAUUAGGUGUGGGGACUUUCUAUUCUCUUUUAUCUAUAAACUGAGUGAAACCAUGGCAAUCAAGCAAUCUCACGGAACACAUCCAUCAUGAGGAUUGCAUCAGAAGAAUCUUCUCUUUGAGCUUUAGGAUGCAAUAUCAAUCUUCAUUGUGUCUGUCAAACUUAAUGUGAUACAACUUUUUUUCUGGUGAAGGUACCACAAAAGUGCUUUAUGCUUCCUCUGGGAAAGAGAGUCUGGCAAACUUGAGUUUUAUAAUUUAUAGGAGAACUGAGACAGUAUUAUUCUUCAUCUUUAUAAUUAUUAAAGUAAAUGAAUUACUGUCUGUAUCUCUAUUUUUAUUUUUUUUUUAAGAAAUGAGAAACACACAAACUGAGGGUUUUCUUUCCAAAUGCAACUGGUACUGGUUACCAAGAACCUUAAAAGUUCUAUUAAACUAACUUCCUCAUUACUGUCUAUUCUACAUGCAAUUGGACUGUGUGUUUUCAAGGAAACAGAAUAUUUGCAUAAGUUGAGGAGGUUUCUGAACCAAUAUCCUUCAUUUGCUGGCCAGAAGAAAUCAUGACACCAUAUGGUUAUUUAUAAUAAAAGUACAGACCUACCAUGUUCUCCCCUCCACAAAGAAAAGAAUGUGUUGCUUUGUCUCUGUUUAGACUGAGCCUCUAAUAUAUAAAUAAUUUUCUAUUUUGUUCCUUUCAUAUGACUGCACUUGAUACAAAGGAAUAUAAAGGGUACUUAAUAUUGUCUUUUUAUAAUUGUGCAUUAAUAUUGGUGCUCUGAAACCAAUAAUUGUUAAAAGAAAAUGUAAUUAUUUAAGUAUGAAUCUACUAUUGCUGGUCAAAGUUCUUGCCAAUAUAUUUAUAUUAGUGAAGAUUUAUAGGAAUAUGUUAAGACUUUUCUUUCCCUGAAAAGGCUGAAAAUUUAAAUAUGUUGGUGGAAUAUUGAAAGUGAAGUCAACAUUAGAAGCCAAAAUGGUUUUUCAGAUUUUCUUUCUUUUUUUCUUUUCUUUUUAGAAAAGAAGGCAUAGUAAUGUCAAAUCUUAAGCAUGUUACAAUACAGGCAGUGAUUUAUUGGUCAAGUUAUUUUUAAGUGCAUUUGUUACAUACAGCUAGAAUAUUGUAUAAUGAAACUAUGCUAAGAAUUCAGAGGGCCUAUUCAAGAAAUAUAUAUCAAGAUAGCUAAUAUAAUGCAAUGAAUAUGGCAGGUAAAUCUGAGCAAAUAAUAUAUGUGAGUGUUUUUAAGGAAAGAAAGUCUUAAAGUAUGUUCAAAUGUAUCAUAUGUAUCUAUUUGGAUAUAGCAUUUGGAAUUUGUUUCCGUAAGUUUCCAAUUGAUUGUACAUCACCAAAUGUCACAGUAGGACUGACAUAGGAUUUACAGGGGGGAAAUCCCUUUAGGCAUUAAAACUACUCAAAACUAAAAAUGAUCGCAGUAAACACAUCCAUGGCAGUAAUGUAUUAUAAUUUAGAUUCCAUGACACUAGUACAAACUAGAGAGCCAUCUUGCAAGGGAAGCAAUAUCAGUGGUGAAGAGCAGGGAGAUGGGUAGAUUUGAAAACUAAAAGCAGAAGAUUUACCCCUGAACACUGCCACCUAGGUUUCCAAAGCUUUCCUACCAUACUUCGAGCUCAUUCUCUUUCUUCAGUGUUCACUACCUCCCCAUCAGGAUCUAUUUGAUUCUCCCUCCUCUCCUUCAUCACUCAGAAGUUUCCCCACUAUUUGCACCACAGCUGCACAAUUACCCUUGGCAGCCAUUCAUGAAUAUAUAAAUCUCAUGCAAAAAUAGUACUAGUUCAAAACCAAGCACACCAAACCCUUCUCACAUCAAUAGUGGGUGGCACCAAGCACUAGCAGCUCCUUUCCUCUAACUCUUGUAGGUGGCAUUGCAAGAUACCAUCAUCAGUUGCAUCAUUGCUUCCUGCACUGCCUGUCCACUUUGAGGGAACUAGCUUGGUGCUGUCAUGAAGGAAAUAGCAGCUCUAGUUUCCCCUUGACCCUCAAUUAACCUAGGCUGUUGAACCUUCUGGCAGAUGAUACUUUUAAAAAUUCUUGCAUGCAUAAUAAGGAUUUAGCUCUAUGAAAAUUGAUGCAAAAUAUGUAUGUGGCGUGCCAAAAAAAAAAAUCAGAUUGAUGUGCUCUUGAAAGAAAUUACAUAAUACAAACUUCCACUUGGUCAUAUGAAGUAAGACUAUGAAGUGAGACUAGGCAAUUCUCAUCAUUCUUAAAGGGACUUAAAGAAGCUGAGAGGUAGAACAACCCCUGAGCCUCGAGAGUUUCCCCCUUUCUUUGAAACGUUUUGUUCCUCAGCUUUUGAGACAAAUAUUUUCAGAAACCAUCUUUCAAAAUGGCAUACACAACUGUUUGUGGAAACCAAAAUCUUUGCUGUCCAGAAACUAUUCUUGUAUUAAGUUAUGCUUUAAUUUAUCCAGUCAAGCACAGCUGAUCUAAUCAACUCCGCAUAUUCUCUGCAACAUGAAGCUCAUUUUUUUAAUGCUAUUUAACUGUGCACAGUAUUUGGGGAAACCAUACUCUCAUUGGCAAUGAACAACAGCAUAAAGUUCAGGAAGUCUAUUUCUUGUAAAACAUUUAAAAAAAAAGUGCUUGCUAGUUGCUUGUGAUCUAAAUUAACAUUGUUUGCUCAGACUAAAUUGCAGCAUAGAACAUGAAGUGAACACGACUGCAGAGAGAGUUUUGUGUAUAGAGGACUUGCCGGAUCAGGUCCUGUGUGUGAAAAGUUCAAAAAGUUAGUUCUUACUAUUUACAGAUAUUUAUUUAGUGUAUGACCAAUUCAUUCGUUUAUAUGAUGGAUUACUUUGUUACAAACUGGAUUAUAAAUGUUUGUUAUAAAAUA
Hemicordylus capensis (graceful crag lizard) is the source of this 6221-nucleotide messenger RNA. It is a transcript of the gene CHSY3, whose product is annotated as chondroitin sulfate synthase 3. The transcript is spliced from 3 exons. The record is from RefSeq and is a predicted model, not a curated record. NCBI's taxonomy places the organism in Eukaryota, Metazoa, Chordata, Lepidosauria, Squamata, Cordylidae. Gene Ontology annotation, cellular component: Golgi cisterna membrane. Gene Ontology annotation, molecular function: glucuronosyl-N-acetylgalactosaminyl-proteoglycan 4-beta-N-acetylgalactosaminyltransferase activity. Bases 598 to 3225 code for a protein of 875 amino acids.